AUGACAGAGCACAACGAACACUCAGUUCCUGAGCCGCCUAAUGCCCUCUUAUCCGACUCCCGACCGACAUCCGCCCGCAAUGACAGCUUCAACGAUAGGGAAGCAUUCGAGCUCCACAACAUUCAAACACGCGAAGAUGACGACUUAGACUAUCCCGAUCCAUCUGGGUCAUCCAGCGACGAAUAUCAUGGCACUGUGCGGCGAACCGCGUCCCGUACCGACUCCCAGCGCGAACUCCAGGCUCGCAAUGGUGUUUGGGGUCGGAUCUGUCGGUUCUGGGCGAGACAUGUUAGUAUCACUGUGUCUCAGAAGGCCAAUCGUGACCACUUCGCUCUCGAAAGAACGUUCCUGGCGUAUAUUCGUACGUCCACUGUUAUUGCUAUGCAAGGAGUACUAGUCGCGCAAUUGUUCCGCCUGCAACGACCGGCGGGCAAUGUCAAUCGUCUUUCAUUCCAUGAGGUCGGAGUACCGUUAUCCGUCGCUUGCCAUUUCGUGGCUAUUGUUGUUGCUUUGAUCGGCGCUUUCAGGUUCUGGAGACAACAAAAUGCUAUAUCAAGGGGGAAGGUGUAUGCCGGAGGAUGGGAGUUGAAUUUUGUGGGAAUAUUCUUGUUCAUUAUUAUCGUGGCGACGUUAGUGCUUUCGGUUAUUAUCCUCAUCCAAAUCGACAUGACCCAUAGCACGUUUGUCGAUCGAAUAUUGCGCUUUUGA
This is a messenger RNA of Penicillium soppii, 708 nucleotides long. Its product is annotated as YidH family protein. The transcript is spliced from 3 exons. The coding region runs from base 1 to 708 and encodes 235 amino acids. NCBI's taxonomy places the organism in Eukaryota, Fungi, Ascomycota, Eurotiomycetes, Eurotiales, Aspergillaceae. The record is from RefSeq and is a predicted model, not a curated record.